This is a messenger RNA of Meloidogyne enterolobii, 461 nucleotides long. NCBI's taxonomy places the organism in Eukaryota, Metazoa, Nematoda, Chromadorea, Rhabditida, Meloidogynidae. The record is from the annotation of a GenBank genome assembly.
CAAAAUUUUCUCCUUGUCGAGCUUCGAGGCGGGAAAAAAAUCCGGAUUAGGGUCUCAAGUAGAGAGUUUCGGAAUGGGACAGUUAGGGGGAUUAAGUUGGGAAAAAGCCGAAAAUUGGGUUUCAAAUCAGGUUUUCGAAAAAAAUUUUUGUGGGUCAAAUAAUAACGAGUAUCUCUUAAGGUAUAGUAGGUUAUGAUGAAAAAAGAAAAAUUAAAAAUGAAAGAAAAAUUUUAAUUAAAAAGCAAAUUAGAAAAAAAAUCAGAGAAAAAAAAUUAAAAAUUUCUCCCUUUAUUAGACAUAUGAAACAAAUGGCAGAAAGCCGCUUUGGUAAUUGGUGGAGUGCCGUAAUUAUAAGUGAUAGGGGAGGUUAUGGAAUGAGUACAGUUUAUGAUAAAUAUCAAAAUACAAGCUGUGAAAUUAUGAUUUUCAAUACUUUUUAUUGGUUAGGAAGGACAUGCUAA